AUGGAGGUUGGAGCAGCACCGCCAAUCCUCCACUCUCCAUCACCGCCACGCCAUCAACACACCUCCAACGACCUUGGCACUCACCGCAUCUCCCAGAAUACAGCCAACCUCCCUACACCGCGUAUCCUAACGACGCCUCCGCAGUCACGAGUGGAGGGCAGUGGAGUCGGGACCUCGCGGGACCUCCAACUGAAGAUGCUCGUCACUGGCGAAUCUCCCCGGUCCACAGUAUCCACGGCACUGACCAACACGCCAAUUAUCAAAAACAGAAGAUCAUAG
Messenger RNA from Penicillium daleae, 279 nucleotides. RefSeq lists its product as uncharacterized. The transcript has a single exon. Lineage: Eukaryota; Fungi; Ascomycota; Eurotiomycetes; Eurotiales; Aspergillaceae. The record is from RefSeq and is a predicted model, not a curated record. The coding region runs from base 1 to 279 and encodes 92 amino acids.